AUGUCCAUGGCUGUGGGUCCCUAUGGACAAUCCCAGCCAAGCUGUUUCAAUCAUGUGAAGAUGGGCUUUGUGAUGGGCUGCGCCCUAGGCAUGGCAGCUGGGGUACUUUCUGGCACCUUUUCCUGUCUCAGGAUCGGAAUGUGGGGUCUCAAGCUGAUGGGCAGGAUUUGGAAAACCAUGAUGCAGAGUGGUGGCACAUUUGGCACAUUCAUGGCAUUUGGAAUGGGGGUCCAUUGCUAA
Messenger RNA from Lepus europaeus (European hare), 240 nucleotides. Its product is annotated as reactive oxygen species modulator 1-like. Gene Ontology annotation, biological process: protein insertion into mitochondrial inner membrane; protein import into mitochondrial matrix. The record is from RefSeq and is a predicted model, not a curated record. Lineage: Eukaryota; Metazoa; Chordata; Mammalia; Lagomorpha; Leporidae. The coding region runs from base 1 to 240 and encodes 79 amino acids. The transcript has a single exon. Gene Ontology annotation, cellular component: TIM23 mitochondrial import inner membrane translocase complex.